Molecule: messenger RNA, 3444 nt
Organism: Melampsora larici-populina 98AG31
Lineage: Eukaryota; Fungi; Basidiomycota; Pucciniomycetes; Pucciniales; Melampsoraceae
Exons: 7
Coding region: 1-3444 (1147 amino acids)
Biological process (GO): protein localization to kinetochore; mitotic sister chromatid biorientation; mitotic spindle assembly checkpoint signaling
Source: RefSeq, a predicted model, not a curated record
AUGCCUAAUCCGAUACCUCGAAAGUCGAUACCUGCUACUUCAGCCGAUCCCAACGGACCUUCUCCUAUCAAAGUCACGUCCAAGAAGCGUAGCAAGAGUUUAGGCGGCGCGCUCAUCUCGCGACGCUCAGAUCACAAUCUUACUGAGCCGAUUGAAUUGACACCAAGAAAGAAAGCUCGUCGAAGCUUAGUGCCCGGAAAAUCUAUUCUAAAAUCUCGUCCUACGAUCACUGGCCUUGAACGAUCAAAUAGUGACAAUUUCAUGAAUUCAGCGCAACCUCUUCCCUCACACCUUCAUCAUUCAAAUUCGAUGCCAUCUGUGUCAGCUACAGUUCGAUCAUCUUACCCAAAACCCCUAUCACAAGAUCAAGUUAGCGGUCUUACACGACAAGAUAUGCAGCCUUUCGAAGAACUUCCAAACAUACAAACCAAAACCUCUACCAAUGAUGAUGACGAGUCCAACUUCAGCUCUGACAUAGAACUUCCCAAUCAACUUCUCUCACGUCGCGCCAGUGUGGCUUCUAACACCACAAGCUCCAACUUCCGCCGCGUCAGUUUUGCUGCCAAAGCUUACGUCAGAACCUUUGGAAGUCCAAUGGCCGGUCUCCCAUCCUCGUCACCUCUGCCAUCUCCUUCUAAGAAUUCUGACCAGGCUUUAGGUUCAUCGGUCGAAGAUGGAGGCGAGAACAGCGCAGAUAUGAGCAUCGACGAUCCAUCAGGUCCUCCUCCGAUCCCACAACCAUCCAAUUUAGCCUUAUCUGCUCAGAUAUCCUCAAACACAGCUUCUGAUCCUGUAGCUUCUGCUGGUCCUAGUCAUCAAAUGUUACCCACAUCAAAUAAACCCAGUCGUCUCUCUAUAUUUGCCAACUUUGAUCAACCUGAUGUUGAUGAUGAAGACGAAGAAAUGGAAGAUGCCGAUAGCUUGAUCGAUCCACCAGUUGAACUAAGCAGUACAUCAGUUCCUUCAACACAGUCACUUAAAGAAUCGAAUGUAGCACUCCCCAAUCAAGAGCCAGUCUCAUCAGUUAAUAAUAUCUUCUCACAAACCUCCUCUCAAUCAUCUCACUUGCGAAUGCUCGAUCAAGUGCCCAGAUCACCUACCAUUAAUUCCUCUGCAUCGAAGCCCUCCCAGUCUUCUCAAACGGACAAUUCCAAACAAGUACCAAUCCUACCAGUGAGCAAUCCGCAUCCAUCCAGACCCGCCCCACCAACUUCCGAUCAAGCGCUCACCUUCUCGACUGGUACAUCUCUACCUAAACCUUUUGGCUCUCAGUCAGCUCCGCUACCCCGCGAGGAUACUAGUCAGGACAUGGAUAUCACGAGUCCUACUCGUCCUGUACCAUCGAGUAGCACAAUCGACAUGAGACCUAGCCAAAUUCCUCGCCCUAAUUUUGCAGCCGGCCGUGAACCUGCUCGCAGACAGCCUUCGGCCACUGAAUUGCUCAAACGGCUCAAAUCUAGCCGACUCUCGAUGGCUUUUCCCGAAUACUUGCGCGAGGAUCUAGACCACACUGAAGAUGUCACGUCUACCCCUGCUGCUCCUCUUCGUUCAGAAGUAACUAGCUCAUUCAGAAAAUCGCUGGCACCUCCCGUUGCAUCCUCUUCAACACAGGUGCCCCUGCUUUCGGACCGAACAACUCGUGUGACUGCUGUCUCAGCUGAAGGAGAUGGUCAACAAAAGUCUAGCAGGCUCACUCUGGCCUUCCCAGAAUAUGCCGAUGAUGAUGAGAGUAUGGAUGUUGAACCAUCAAAACAAUCUACUACUGUCGAUGCCUUGUCUUCAAAGCCCAGCCGUCUGACGAUGUCAUUCCCGGAGUAUGAAGAUCUUGAGGAAGAAGGCGUCGAUGCUAGACCCUCUGGUAUCCAAACCGACUCGCAAAAUCAAUCCACAGAUGCCAAGAAGAAAUCAAGUCGACUCACAUUUGCCUUACCUGGAUUUGAUGACGAGGAUGGAGAUGCAACAGCGAACGUUGAUGAUUCCCCUCCAUCCCCUAAUUUACCCGUUGAUCUUGAACCUACAAAGACGGCUGCCGACAACAAACAAACAGCCAGUCGACUAUCUGACUUCUUUUCGACUAAUGAUAUCCCAAUGGAUGAGGAUGACACACCGAACCUCAUCGAUCUCGGCGAUCUUUCAGACGAACAGCCUCCACCCAGUCUUCCUGCUAUGGCGCAAAAUAUAGCAAGUGAUGUCCCAGGAUCGGGUGACGUGAAUACUAACUUGUUUACAUCUCCCAAUGUACCUAAUUCCACUGUAUCUGCUGUCACUGAAAACCUCGGUGGCGGAUCUGAAGUCACACAGGAGCGUAUACAACAGGUGUCUGCUUUACCACUUCCUAUCUUACCACUUGCUCCCCUGUUGCUUGGAAGGAGGAUUUCAGCCUCCCCUUCCAAACGAGCUGGGCGGGUCUCUUCUCCACGCCCACGACGUUCGAUGGAUCCAACUCUGAUUGAAAGCGUUCCUGUUUUUAAUAAGACGCGAUUAUCUAUAAUGAGCACGCCUCCGCCUGAUCCCCCACAAAUCGAAGCAGAACAACCAGUGACCAACAUAUCACAACAAGCCAGGCCGGAUACGAGUUCUGUAGUACCUCCAUCUCUUCCUUCGAUCAGCCUAGAGGAGUUUUUUGAACAAGCUGAACUUCGGUUCAUCAAUUUAGCCCAACCGCGUGUACGACAAGAUCAACCCAUUCAACCUAAUACUGAAGGUGAGACGGCAAGCUUCAGUGGUCAGAUUUAUGCUGGAAUGGUGAAGAUACCAAAACUUCGUGCCCUUGAAAUUGCUGCUCGUACCCUUCGAUCAAAGACUGAGUCACUUGAUUCAAUGACAGCUGAACAUUCUAAAGAAUUAGAAACCAAUUCUAGAAGGUCUGAGGUAUUGAUGCGUUGGUUUGAGUUGAGAAAUAAUGGAAAUCAAACCGAUGGACGAUUGUCAAGUUUGUUGGAUCAAUUAAGGAUUGAGAAGACGUGUGCUGAGUUGAGGGCUAAAAAAGGAGCAAUCGAAUUUGAUUUGAAGAAUAGGGAAGAGUACCGGAAUGAAUUAGCCAGUAGAAGAAGUAAACUUGAUCGAGAUGUAGAGAUGGUUAGGAGAGUAGGGGAAGUGAUUGCACCCUCUAUGGAUGAAUUAAGGACGAAGAAACAAAAUCUUGUUGAAGAGAUUCAAAAACGUCGAGCUAAGAUUGAAGAGAUUGAGAAAUGUGAUAAAGGUUUAUUAAGAGUUUUGAAAGAGGAAACCAAAGAUCUAGGAAUGGCGGUGGAGGUUAUGAGAGGCACGUUAGCCGAAUCAGAAUUUGAAAAGACUUUGUGGAAAGAGAAAGUCGAGGAGAUGGCAAGUGAGAAGAAAGAACUCUUGGCACAGAUUGGACAAUGGAAAAAGAAGGGUAAUGGGAAAGGAUUGGAAUGUACAACACAAGAAUUAGUUAGACUAAAAACUUCACAUUUGAUCUAA